AUGCUUCGAUCGUGGCUGCCUUCAUUACUAAUUGCUCUCAAUAUCGGCAUUGCCAUCUCCCGAAGACACUCCCUGGAACCACGUCGUGUACCUGCAUGGUUUGGAAAGGGACCAAAUCAUGGACCUUAUUGCGCACAGCCUGAGCAAGUGGCAUUGAGUUAUGGAGGUGAUCCAUCAACUGUAUGGAUAACAUGGAUUACAUUCGACGAUACCUAUGCGUCUGUGGUGGAAUAUGGCAUCAAAGAUUUGGAACGCAACGCCACUGGAGAUACUUCCCUAUUUAUAGAUGGUGGAUCCAAGAAAUCGAAACGUUACGUUCAUCGAGUCAGGCUCACUGAAUUAGAGCCCGGAAUUACAUACUUUUAUCACGUUGGCUCUGAAUACGGUUGGAGCCCGAUAUUCCGUUUCACAGCACUCCAGGAAAGGCCAGAAGGUGGAUAUAUUUACGCUGUAUACGGUGACCUUGGCAAUGUGAACGCCAGAUCGCUGGGUAAAAUACAACAACAAGCGCAACGGGGUCUUUUCGAUAUGGUACUUCACGUCGGUUAG
Molecule: messenger RNA, 549 nt
Organism: Anisakis simplex (herring worm)
Lineage: Eukaryota; Metazoa; Nematoda; Chromadorea; Rhabditida; Anisakidae
Source: the annotation of a GenBank genome assembly